GAGAGAAAGCCGUAUUCUCCAUUCCAGGUCAAACUAUCGGCCCCAAAUGCAGCUGAUUAUGUUCUUGCUCGACUUGAUGAUAUCAUUAAUUGGGGCAGAAAGAGCUCUUUAUGGCCCAUGACAUUUGGUUUGGCAUGCUGUGCCAUUGAGAUGAUGCACUUUGCUGCUCCCAGAUACGAUAUGGAUAGGUUUGGUGUGGUCUUUAGAGCUAGUCCCAGACAGGCUGACUGCAUGAUAGUAGCCGGCACUGUUACUAACAAGAUGGCUCCAGCUCUGAGGAAGAUAUACGACCAGAUGCCCGAUCCACGCUGGGUCAUCUCCAUGGGGAGCUGUGCAAACGGUGGCGGAUACUACCACUACUCCUACUCCGUCGUCAGGGGCUGUGAUCGACUUAUACCGGUUGACAUCUACGUACCCGGGUGCCCGCCGACGGCCGAAGCCCUACUCUACGGCGUCCUUCAACUUCAGAAGAAGAUUAAACGCAUGAAAACGACACAGAUUUGGUACAGAAAGUAG
Messenger RNA from Helobdella robusta, 516 nucleotides. RefSeq lists its product as hypothetical. Gene Ontology annotation, biological process: mitochondrial respiratory chain complex I assembly; aerobic respiration; electron transport coupled proton transport. The annotation marks the transcript as partial. The transcript has 5 exons. NCBI's taxonomy places the organism in Eukaryota, Metazoa, Annelida, Clitellata, Rhynchobdellida, Glossiphoniidae. The record is from RefSeq and is a predicted model, not a curated record. Gene Ontology annotation, molecular function: NADH dehydrogenase (ubiquinone) activity; quinone binding; 4 iron, 4 sulfur cluster binding.